Oncorhynchus mykiss (rainbow trout) is the source of this 5666-nucleotide messenger RNA. RefSeq names its product gamma-aminobutyric acid receptor subunit beta-2. The record is from RefSeq and is a predicted model, not a curated record. Gene Ontology annotation, molecular function: GABA-A receptor activity; extracellular ligand-gated monoatomic ion channel activity. Gene Ontology annotation, biological process: monoatomic ion transmembrane transport. Lineage: Eukaryota; Metazoa; Chordata; Actinopteri; Salmoniformes; Salmonidae. Gene Ontology annotation, cellular component: membrane.
UGCUCCUUGAUGUUGUGGUAAAGCAUGCGCAUGCGCCACACAUUGGAAUUACUGCACUGGCCAGAAUAAGUUGGAUCACGUCUGUCUUCACUGAAAUCCAAAAUCAUAUCAAAACUAUGGCGGUGUUGAGAAUAAGAACAAUGAGAUACUUUGGGGUUUGGACCUUCCUCGUAAUAGUGGCUGUGGUCUGUGCGCAAAGGGUCAAUGACCCUAGCAAUAUGUCAAUCGUAAAAGAAACGGUGGAUAGACUGUUGAAAGGAUAUGACAUUCGCUUGAGGCCAGAUUUUGGAGGUCCCCCUGUGGGAGUGGGGAUGAAUAUAGACAUAGCCAGCAUAGAUAUGGUAUCUGAAGUCAAUAUGGACUAUACAUUGACUAUGUAUUUCCAGCAAGCUUGGCGAGACAAGCGGUUAUCCUACUCGGAGAUUCCCCUCAAUCUCACCCUGGAUAACCGGGUAGCGGAUCAGCUGUGGGUCCCAGACACCUACUUCCUAAAUGACAAGAAGUCUUUUGUCCAUGGUGUCACAGUGAAAAACAGAAUGAUUCGACUCCAUCCAGAUGGAACCGUGCUCUAUAGCCUGAGGAUCACCACUACAGCAGCUUGUAUGAUGGACCUGAGACGAUAUCCGCUGGACGAACAAAACUGCACACUGGAGAUAGAGAGCUAUGGGUACACCACUGAUGACAUAGAGUUCUACUGGCGAGGAGGUCAUAACGCUGUGACGGGGGUGGAGAGAAUAGAACUACCACAGUUCUCCAUCGUGGACCACAAACUCAUCUCUAAGAAUGUCGUCUUCUCUACAGGAUCCUACCCCCGACUCUCCCUCAGCUUCAAGCUGAAGAGGAACAUUGGCUACUUCAUCCUGCAGACCUACAUGCCCUCUAUCCUGAUCACCAUCCUUUCCUGGGUCUCCUUCUGGAUCAACUAUGACGCUUCCGCUGCCAGAGUGGCUUUGGGAAUCACCACUGUGCUGACCAUGACCACCAUCAACACUCACCUGCGGGAGACCCUUCCCAAGAUCCCCUACGUCAAGGCCAUUGACAUGUAUCUUAUGGGUUGCUUCGUAUUCGUCUUCCUGGCCCUGCUAGAGUACGCCUUGGUCAACUACAUCUUCUUCGGCAGAGGACCCCAGCGCCAGAAGAGAGCGGCUGAGAAAGAAGCUGUCGCCAACAAUGAGAAAAUGAGAAUGGAUCCAAACAAGUGGUUGGUGGGAAAUGUAGUUCAGAGAGACGAUACUCUGUAUGCCAGAAUGAAACAGAGGGAUAUUGACGCUCAUGACUCGAUGUGGGAACCAAUCUUUGUGGACGAUGCAGCGAUAGGACUAGGCGAGGAAAAGAAUAAGAUGGACCCGCAUGAAAAUAUUCUACUGGGCACUAUAGAAAUUAAGAAUGAGAUGGGAGCAUCGGAGCUGACCCUUGGUCUCAGUGACCCCAGGAGCACCAUGUUGACUUAUGACAGCUCCACCCUGCAGUACCGCAAAGCAGGGCUGCAGGCCAGGCACAACUUUGGACGCAACACCCUUCUUCUGCCUCAGAAGAAGAACCGGCUACGGAGGCAUGCUUCACAGCUGAAGAUCAACAUUCCCGAUUUGACUGAUGUAAACUCUAUCGACAAGUGGUCGAGAAUGAUCUUCCCCACUGUCUUUUGUUUGUUCAACAUAAUCUAUUGGCUCUACUACGUCAACUAAAUGGACUUCAGCAAGGGCAGAACUAAACAAACAACAAAGCUCGUUUUUCUCUGAAUAGUUAUCAUUUUGCUGUUUGUUCUUGCAACACAAGACUGAAUUACUAAAACAAAAUCAGGACUGACUCCAUUUUACCUUGGAACACCUUAAUUGCUGGCUAACACAUGAAAACCUUAGAGGAGAGAGAGAGAGAAAUUCAGAACAUAUACUGUAUGGUGCCUGUACCAGAGUUUUUGUUUAUAAUUUUACAAGUACAAUAUUUAGUGAAUUUAGUAUUUUAUCAUUUUUAAACGUUUGUUUGCAUAUAUUUGUAUGUUUUUACAUUUUAAAAUCUUUAUAUAUAUCUCUCUAUCUAAUUUGUUGCCAAAACAUAGUUAGAAAUAUUAAUGAUAUAUUGAUUUUUAAAUAUCUCAGACCACAAAGACACUCCUUAAAACAGUUACAAGCAUGUUCAGGUCAAUCUUUUCUAAGACUCAUUACUUCAAAGAUGUAAUGUUAUUUAUCCUAGAAUUUAUUUUGUCUUUAUAUUGUGAAGUUUCACGUUUUCAUAGUAUUAAUGUAUUAAGUCAUAGUAAAAGGGUUUUACGAUUAACCAACCUUUUCUACCUUGAUAUAGUUGAUAAAUCAUAUUAUUAAUUUUGAAGCAUUAUUUCAAUUCUAUGAAAGUGUUUGAUAGUGUAGUAGAUACUAUUUUAGACGACAGAAACAAACAUCAUUCCUAACCUUGACAGAAGAAACUAGAAAGUAAAGUUUAUCGGCCGUUGACAUUGAAUGCUGUAGCAUAGCUAACAGAUAAAUGCAUCACAAAGCCUUUGAUUCAUGAUUUGAUAUUGUUUUCUUAAAGUAUUCAUUCAGAAAAGGUACAGAAUAUUAACUUGAAAUGUAGAAGUUGAAUAUAUUGCAAAAAAUGAGAAGAAACUGAGAAAGAAAUGGAGAAAGAGAAUGUUGCAUUAGUCUUCAAUCAGUUUAAGAGUCAGUGAUACAGUGAUAGAUCAUGUAGAAGAUCAAUUGAAGAAAAAUACACAAACGUGUCUCUGAAAAAUUGUCCUUUGUCCAUUUCGGUCCUUUGUUCACAUAUCCGGAAGAUUACAGGAUAAUAUGAUGUAUUUGCUCAUAAUUGUUCUUCACAUGGAUAUACAGAAACAAACAUUGGCUCUAGUUUGUUAAGAAACAUCAGAUGGCAUCUUGUAAUUCCUAUUCCUAAUGAAUUGAGCCAGCAGUUAAGGAUUCUAUGAUAGGCAUUUCAUGAUGCAUCAAAAGACAAUCUUUCCUAUCACCAUGAUGUGUAAAUAUCUCUUGUAUAUGAUUAUUUCAAAAGUAAUGAUAUCUAUCACAGUUCCAGCGAGGAUCCAUCCAGAAUUAGUCCAUGAUAUAAUUAUCUUCAGGAAGUUGCAAGGGUUUGAAAACAAAGGUUUUGAGCAGCUCCACGUACUUAAAUUAUACACUGUCAUUACUGCCAUUUUUUAUCAAAUAUCCAGGUGUUGAUAGUAACUAUACAAAACAAAGAGUAUGAUAGAGAGAAAAGGCUGCUCUGCAAGCUGGCAAGAGUAACCACAAUGCACGAAAGCACAAUGCUGCUCCAAAUCUCAAUUGAAAAUGGACAGUCGUCUUAAGAUAAUAUGUUUAUUUCUGAUAAUCAGUUCAUUAAGUUUCUCUACUUUCCUGCCAAAUGAUUACUAUAAGUAUAUUGUAAUAAUACUCCUUUCCUGCCAAAUGAUUACUACAAGUAUACUGUAAUAAUACUCCUUUCCUGUCAAUGCAUUCCAUUACUCUACUUUCCUGCCAAAUGAUUACUAUAAGUAUACUGUAAUAAUACUAAUUUCCUGUCAAUGCAUUCCAUUACUCUAGUUUUCUGCCAAAUGAUUACUAUACAUAUACUGUAAUAAUACUCAUUUCCUGAUAAUGCAUUUUUACUCUACUUUCCUGCCAAAUGAUUACUAUAAGUAUACUGUAAUAAUACUCCUUUCCUGUCAAAUGAUUACUACACUUAUACUAUAAUAAUACUAAUUUCCUGCCAAAUGAUUACUAUAAGUAUACUGUAAUAAUACUAAUUUCCUGCCAAAUGAUUACUAUAAGUAUACUGUAAUAAUACUUCUUUCCUGCCAAAUUAUUACUACAAGUAAACUGUAAUAAUACUCCUUUCCUGUCAAUGCAUUCCAUUACUCUACUUUCCUGCCAAAUGAUUACUAUAAGUAUACUGUAAUAAUACUCAUUUCCUGCCAAAUGAUUACUAUAAGUAUACUGUAAUAAUACUAAUUUCCUGUCAAUGCAUUCCAUUACUCUACUUUCCUGCCAAAUGAUUACUAUAAGUAUACUGUAAUAAUACUAAUUUCCUGCCAACUGAUUACUAUACGUAUACUGUAAUAAUACUCCUAUCCUGUCUGGUUGUUUACCUUAUUAGUAAUACUCCAUGAAGGAUCGAUCACCUUAUGGCAACACUGCCAAUAGUAGAGUCAGCAUUCAAUGGAAAUUAAGAAACGUCAUAAACAUUUUGGAAACCGAAACACACAGUAGUACAUCGUACAACUGUUGCGUGUACCAUGUUUGACCACUGACUUUGUAAAACAACAUUUUGCAGACAAACAGAUCCAAAAGCCAUAGUGUCUGUAUAGUAGGUGGUGCAACACUUAUUGGUGCUCUUGAGACUGCUCCCUCAAAACAGAGAUAUAGUUAGAAGAGAGAGACUAGAACAUUACAAUGUAUCUCCUAUGUUUCUUGAAAAUGUAUGGAAACACACACAGCGAUAACUGCACAAAUAUUAUAAAUGAUUUAUUAGUGAUUUCUGAUCAUUUUAGUGUUUGGUGACUCCCUUAGAUGAUCGGUAACAAUUAAAUAUAGAAAACAACCCCAUGAACAUGUGAAUUAUCGUUACAUGCAGAUGUUGUGACAUCACCUCAAGUGCAAUUGCAUGUUUUCAACAUACGUGGUAUUCACCCCAAAACAAUUCGUAUUGCAUGUUUUCAACAUACGUGGUAUUCACCCCAAAACAAUUCGUAUUGCAUGUUUUCAACAUACGUGGUAUUCACCCCAAAACAAUUCGUAUUGCAUUUUUUCUUCUCACUUCUUUACAUCUGCAUGUUCUUUUCUCAAUAAUAUCAAUGGACAAAAGUCCACUUCCUUCUCUUUUUUGGGGCUUUUUUGGGGCUUCUGCCCUUGCUUCUGCGUCUUCUGACGCUUACUUUUACACAAUCCAAACAAAGGUAGCCAUCGCACUCUUGUUGUGACGUGAUGAACAUCAUUUAAAUGUACAGUAUAAGGAUGAACAAGUAAUGGUUGAAAGUAAAGGGUUUGUUUAGGAUUUUUUUUCUGUGUGUCUUUGCAGUGUUAACAUUCUAUUAUGGUUUGAAGUGGUGAUAGAAAUGCAGCUACUCAUUAUCAAGAGAAUGAUUAUAAAGUUGAUGAGUGAUACAGGAUUAACAUGAGACUACGGCUGGAAUUCAGUCAAACCCGCACAGCAGAAAAACAUGAUACAUUUUUUUAACAUACAUUUUCUGGCAGAAAAAUUAAGGAUAGUAAGACAUGACCUAAGUGAUUUUACCACCCAUGUGGUUUUCUGCGGUAAAGGUUUGAUUGAAUACACCCUUAUUAACCAUGCAUACUAAAUAUGGCUAUUUAACCUAAUCUAUAUCUAUAUAAUGAUUUGUUUAUAUGGGCUAUUUUUUACUUUUCACUCAUGUUUAAUGUAUCAUUACAAUAUUGUGUUUGUGUAAUUUAUUUACAUAUACUCAUAUGGCCCUAUAUUACAUUUUGUUUAAUGUUCACUCACUCUAUCUACAUGUACAUUUGUAGAAGCUUGAAUAUGAUUAAUACAUACAUUGAUCUACAGAAAUGUCUUGAUAUUGGUGUUGUACGAUUUUUCACAGGGUUGGGGUAGGGCUGUGUUCAAAAACCUGUUUCUAGGUGUACAUAUAAUGUAUUGUUAGUAAACCUCAAUUGGAGCCUGAUAUUCCUGUAAAUAGAAGACUAAAAUCAAUUUUCAACUUA